Triticum turgidum subsp. durum (durum wheat) is the source of this 2103-nucleotide messenger RNA. The record is from the annotation of a GenBank genome assembly. NCBI's taxonomy places the organism in Eukaryota, Viridiplantae, Streptophyta, Magnoliopsida, Poales, Poaceae.
AUGCUGGCACCGGCAGCGAUGGAAGUGCCGAUUGAUGGCACGGUGAGCACCACGCUCGCGUCUGUGAACGCGGUGCACAAUCCACGGGCACGCAAGUUGCGGUCAGCUGUUUGGCAGGACUUCACCAAGGAGCGCCGUGCCGACGGCAAUUGUGUUGCUAUCUGUAACCAUUGCAAGAAGCAGCUCACAGCAACCAGCCGGUCAGGCACCACACACCUGCGCAACCACCUCGCGAUAUGCACCACCACCUCUACACGCCGUGCUGGUAAGCGUCGGAAGCUGAUUGUACGCCGUAUUCUCCACAACAAAACAUCCACUGGGCAGCCUGGCGAUGGACAUGCCUCUGGUGAGGACAAUGACAAUGAUAGCACACACUUUGAUCAAGAACUCAGCCGGCAAGACCUUGCCCGUAUGAUUGUCCAGCAUGGCUACCGGUUCUCCAUAGUGGAUGAUCUGGGGUUUCGAAAGUUCGUCAAGAAUCUCCAGCCACAGUUUAGCAUGGUCUCAUAUGACAUAGUGAGAGCUGAUAGCAUGGCAAUUUAUGAAAGUGAGAGGCUGAAGCUGCAGGAUGUGCUCCUCAAAAUCCCUUGUCGGGUUAGCAUGUCAGUUGAUAUGUGGCGAUCGAGUACACAGAUGGACUACUUGUGUUUGACCUGCCACUACAUUGAUCAUUCCGGCGAUGAAUGGAAACUUAGGAAAAAAAUUCUUAACUUUGUGCAUGUCGAGGAACAUUUUACAGCCAAUCAGAUUGCCAAUCUCAUUCUGGAGAAGUUGCAACAGUGGGGUAUUGAAAGGAAGGUAGCUUCUGUUGUGCUAGACAAUUGCACCAAUGGUGACAUUGUUGCCGCAGAACUUCUCAGAGUUAUGCAGCCUAGGAGACUUCUCCUAUUAAACGGAAAUUUGUUCCAUGUGCGCUCUUGUGCACAUAUUCUGAAUCUCACAGUUGAAGAAAGCUUGGAACAGACAUCUGACAUAAUUAAUAGAGUCCGUGAGAUGAUUCAGAAUGUCAAGUUCUCACAAGAAAGGCUUCAAAAGUUUCUAGAUACCGCAAAGCUGCUGCAGAUUGACCAAAAACUGUUAGUUCUUGAUUCUCCGAACAACUGGCCUUCCACUUACUUAAUGUUUGAUUCUGCAUGCUAUUAUCACGAUGUGCUUGUGCGCCUUGCAGAACAGGAAGCUAAUUACGCUGCUUUCUUGACCGCUAAGGAGUGGGCUGAUGUGAAAGCCCUCACUGAAAUACUUGACGCGCUCAAUAAUACAAUGGAGAAGUUUCCAGUGGAAAUCCCAACCGCUAACCUAUAUUUCAAUGACAUGUGUGAGAUCCAGGUUCUUUUGAACACCUGGCGCAAUAGUCCAUCUCCUGUUGUUGCACAAGUGGCUGGCCGAAUGCUGAAAAAAUUUGAGGGAUACUGGGAUCUUACUAGGCCAGUAAUGGCAUUUGCAUCCAUACUGGAUCCUCGGUACAAGAUGAAGUCAAUUGAGUAUUUUUUUCAGCUGAUUUAUGGAAAUGACCAAUUUACAGCAAAGGCAACAAUAGAAGCCAUCAAGCAAAGCUUUACCAGCCUGUGCAAUGAGUAUGAGCAUUCAGCAGAUUCAUUGAAGAAUCCAGCUGUUCUCUUCUACGCUGGAAACAGUAGUUCUUGCAUGAGCUCUGUGUACAACACUGGAAAUGACUCUAAGACCUUCUCUCGCAUCACAUUAUCAGAUGCCCGACGGGGACUUGAUCAGUAUAUUCAGGAGUCAUCGUCAGGCCAGUCCUUCAAGUCUGACUUGGACUUGUAUCUUGAGGAAGCUGUCUAUCGUCAAAAAGAAGGGAAUCAAGAUAAUUUUGACAUCCUUGGAUGGUGGAAGUCUUUUGCGGCAAAGUAUCCUGUCCUUUCUCAAAUGGCCCGUGAUAUUCUUGCUAUCCCUGUAUCUAUCAUCCCACUGGACAGUGAAGCCCGGGUGCUGAAUGAGUAUCUCAGUACUAUGGACCCUUCAACGGUUGAGGGAUUGGUCUGCGCGCAAGAUUGGUUACGUGCAGACACAGAAGUUGCUAAUUCAGAUGGCCAUGCAGAUGAUAAAGUGCCACGUGGCGACGAACUUAUUGUGGCACCGAAUUAG